AUGGCUGGCAGUGCUGGUCAUAUAAUGAACCUUGCUAAUAGUAUUAUAGGAGUUGGAUUAUUGGCCAUGCCAUUUUGUUUUAAACAAUGUGGAAUAACUUUGGCGAUUAUAAUGUUAUUUUUAAGCAGUGCAAUUUCUAGAACGGCAUGCCGUUUUCUUGUUAGGUCUUCAGCUAUGUGCAGAAAAAGAAACAUUGAAUAUUUGGCAUUUUACACAUUUGGAUCUUCUGGGAAACUAUUAGUGGAAUUAGGCAUUAUCGGUUUUAUGAUGGGAACAUGUGUAGCUUUUUUUGUUGUCAUGGGAGAUUUGGGUCCUGCAAUUAUUUCUAAAAUGUUUCAUCUUAAUAAUAAUAGUACUUUAAGGACAAGUGUCCUCUUAGGUAUAGGCUUUUUUGUUAUUCUUCCUCUAGGUUUAUUAAGAAAUAUAGAAAGUUUGGUUACAAUUUCAACAGCUACCAUAGGAUUUUAUUUCCUUUUUAUACUAAAAAUUUUUAUAGAAUCAUCUCAUCAUCUAUUAGCAGGAGAUUGGUGGAAUUAUGUGUAUUUUUGGAAACCGGAGGGUGUUCUCCAGUGCAUACCUAUAUUUGCCAUGUCACUAUCUUGUCAAACACAAUUGUUUGAGAUAUAUGACUCUUUGCCUUCUCCAAGUGUUGAAAAAAUGAAUUAUGUUGUUAAAGCUGCUCUUAAUCUUUGCACAGCAGUUUAUGCUAGUGUUGGAAUAUUGGGAUACAUUGCAUACUGCAAAGGAACUUUUACCGGAAAUAUUCUACUAAGUUUUACACCAUCACUUUCGAGUGAAUUAUUUAAAUUAGGAUUUGUUAUGAGUAUAGCUGUCAGUUUUCCUUUAGUUAUAUUUCCUUGCAGAGCAAGUUUAUACUCUUUAAUUUUUAAAAGAAUUUCAAUUCAUCAUGAAUCAGGUCAAACUAGUUCACAUAUUCCAGAUUCAAGAUUUAAAUGGUUAACCAUAGUUAUAGUGACAGUGUCAUUAAUUACUGGUUUACUGAUUCCUAGCAUAGAAUUAGUUUUAGGAUUUGUAGGGUCGACAAUAGGUAUUGCCAUUUGUGUUAUUUUUCCAUCCUUAUCAUUCCUAAAUUUGAAUACUAGGGAUACCAAUGAUCAAAUGAUAGCCAAGUUUACAGUUGUUAUGGGUGUAAUAAUUAUGAUUGUGGGAACGUUUGGAAAUUUGUUUGCAGCCAUUGAAAGUCCACCGGUAAAUUUGGAAAAUAAACCGAUUAAAUUCGACAAUUUACCGCAGCCAAAAAUUUUUUCUAAAAAUGAAAUGAGCAUCGAUGGUUUGAAAAAAAUUUCGAAAGAAGCGAACGUUAUGUUACCAAAAAUCGAAGACUUUGAGAAGUUAAAGUUAAGAGAUCAGGAUACAAUAAUAGAUAUUAGUAAAAUACAACAAAAAGAAAGUCAAAGAAAAGAACCGCCCGUGCCUGUAGCUCCUAUGCCUGAAAUAAAAGAAAAUCGCAAAGCUGUGAUACCACCGGUAAAAAUUAUUAAAAUAAACGAUGAUAUUGAUAAUAGUAAAAAAUUUUCAUCGGAAAUAAAAAAGAUUGAAAAUUUUCCGAAGGAAAAAUUGAAUGAAAAUAUAAAUAGGGAUGCAAUUGAAAAAGAAAACAGGGAAAUGAUGGAAAUGGAAAAAGAAAAACGAGCGGAGGAUGAUAAAAAAGAACGGGAUAUAUUGAAAAAAUUAAAAGAACACGAAGAUGAACAGAAAAAAUUAUUAAUUGAACAAAAGAAAAUUUUGUACGAAAUGAAAAAACAAAAAAAAUUGAACGAUAUUAUUAAACAAAAGUCUAUUUUAAUUACUCCCGAAUCAAUCGUCAAAACUAUACAACUUGAUAAGUCAAAAGAGAAAAAAUUACUUUACGAGAAAAAAAUUUUAAACGAUAAAGAGGAUGAUGACAAUCGCGUUGUUGAAUCUCUGGCUCGAGACAAAAGAAGUUUACCAAUUGAGGAAAGUACUACGAAAAAGGAAAAUGUCGAAGAAUGUUCUAAAGAAGACAACGACAGGUAUAACAAAACAGAAAAUACAUCUAUCAAAAAAGAUUUUGAAAACGGGAUUAAAAAUGAUGAUAAUGAGGGAAAAAAUUCGAAAAUUUCAUUGGACGUCAUUAAAAAAUCCGAACAUUUGAGUGAUGUGAACGUUUUAACGGAUAAAAAAUCAGAAAUUUCAAAUGUACUAGAAAAUGUUAAAUUGACGGAUAGUCUUCAGGUAGGGGGAAAGAAAAGAGAUUUGAAAUCAAUAAAAGAUUCGAUCGAUAAUUAA
Messenger RNA from Pediculus humanus corporis (human body louse), 2271 nucleotides. RefSeq names its product vacuolar amino acid transporter, putative. Gene Ontology annotation, biological process: amino acid transmembrane transport. Gene Ontology annotation, molecular function: amino acid transmembrane transporter activity. The transcript is spliced from 8 exons. The record is from RefSeq and is a predicted model, not a curated record. NCBI's taxonomy places the organism in Eukaryota, Metazoa, Arthropoda, Insecta, Psocodea, Pediculidae. Bases 1 to 2271 code for a protein of 756 amino acids.